Messenger RNA from Eublepharis macularius, 6075 nucleotides. It is a transcript of the gene ARHGEF6, whose product is annotated as Rac/Cdc42 guanine nucleotide exchange factor 6. Gene Ontology annotation, molecular function: protein binding; guanyl-nucleotide exchange factor activity. The transcript is spliced from 22 exons. The coding region runs from base 1 to 2349 and encodes 782 amino acids. The record is from RefSeq and is a predicted model, not a curated record. NCBI's taxonomy places the organism in Eukaryota, Metazoa, Chordata, Lepidosauria, Squamata, Eublepharidae. Gene Ontology annotation, biological process: intracellular signal transduction.
AUGAAUCUAGAAGAGCAAAUAGUGACUUGGCUGAUUUCAUUGGGGGCCCUAAAUUCCCCCAAAAUGCGGAUUGGUGACCCUGAGCAGUUCCUCAAAACAUCCUUGAAGGACGGAGUAGUCUUGUGUAAGCUGGCUCUACGGCUUCUUCCAGGCUCUGUAGAAAAGUAUUGUUCGGAGCCCAAGACAGAAGCUGAUUGCAUUGGCAACAUCAAGGAAUUCUUAAAAGGGUGUGCAGCGCUUAAAGUGGAGCUGUUUGAUGCACAUGAUUUGUACACAGGAGACAAUUUUCCCCAGGUGCUGAAUACCCUUGCAGCUAUAAACAAAGCGACGGAAGAUCAGCAGUCUACCAGACCAUGCUCACGUUUGCCAUCUCCUAGUUCCCCUGGGGCCGACAGCCAUCCUUUCUCGCAAGGAGCAGCUGCAAAAUCGUCGAGAGCAAUACACAGGCAGUCGGGAGUAGGGGAGAUGACUGAGAAUGGCAGUCACCAAUUGGUGGUCAAGGCCAGGUUCAACUUCAAGCAGACCAAUGAAGAUGAGCUCUCGAUCAACAAAGGCGAUAUUAUCUAUGUUACCCGGGUUGAGGAAGGUGGUUGGUGGGAAGGAACCCUAAAUGGCAAGACUGGCUGGUUUCCCAGUAAUUACGUCAGAGAAAUUAAAUCCACUGAUAAGCCGCUCUCUCCUAAAGCUUUGAAAGGAGCUGAAAGCCCCCAACUUACAAAGAAUUAUUAUACUGUGGUACUUCAGAAUAUUCUGGAAACAGAGCGAGACUAUGCCAGGGAACUGCAGGCUCUUCUGGGAACAUACUUGAGACCCCUCCAGUCCUAUGACAAGCUGAGUGCUGUAGAUAUUGCAUCUUUGCUUGGAAAUGUAGAUGACAUCUGCUCCUUUCAGCAAACACUCCACCAGGCAUUGGAAGAAUGUGCCAAGCUUCCAGAGCACCAGCAGAAAGUAGGAGGUUGCUUCUUAAGCCUGAUGCCCCAGUUCAGAUCUCUGUACCUCACCUAUUGCGCUAACCAUCCUUCAGCUGUCAACGUCUUGACCCAACACAGUGAUGAACUGGAGAAAUUCAUGGAGAUUCAAGGAGCAGCCUGCCCAGGGAUUCUGACCUUAACAGCAAGCCUCAGCAAACCAUUCACACGGCUGGAUAAAUACAUCACCCUUCUCCAGGAACUGGAGCGGCACAUGGAGGAAGUGCAUCCAGACCACGAAGAAGUCUUGAAAGCCAUUGCAUCCUUCAAGUCUCUCGUGAGACUUCUUUUCUGUUGCCAGUCUCAGUGUCAGGAGCUGAGGAAGAGGAAACAGCUCGAACUCCAGAUCCUUUCAGAGUCCAUUCAGGGAUGGGAAGGUGAAGAGAUAAAAUCUAUGGGCACCGUCAUUUACAUGUCACAAGUCAUCGUUCAAUAUGGAGCGAGUGAGGAGCGAGAAGAGAGGUACUUUAUGCUGUUUUCAAACAUUCUACUGAUGCUUUCGGCCAGUCCUCGGAUGAGUGGCUUCAUAUAUCAGGGGAAGCUGCCUUUAACAGGAAUGAUGGUGACAAAAGUUGAAGAGAUGGAUGGAAAUGAACACACUUUUGAAAUUGGAGGAACUAUGAUAGACCGGAUCACGGUACACUGUAACAGCAGCCACGAUCUGCAUGAAUGGCUGGACCAUUUGCAAAGGCUGACAAGAGGGGCAGCUUCAAGUGGCACCCUGUCCAAGACCCAGUCUUGGAGCUCUCACUCGACUUUCAGCUCUACUGGACAAGUUCGUGGUCCUUUGGAGCCACCCAAGAUCCUCAAGCCCUGGACUUUAAGUUGCCUCAGGCCUGCACCUCCCCUCCGGCCAUCGGUGGCACUCAGCUACAAAGAGCGGAUGUCCUACAUCUUAAAGGAUUCCAGCAAGAGUCCAAAGACAAUGAAGAAGUUCCUUCCUAAAAGGAAAACGGAGAGGAAAGCAUCUGAUGAGGAAUUUAUCAUUAGGAAAAGCACUGCUGCAUUGGAAGAAGAUGCCCAGAUCCUGAAAGUGAUUGAGGCUUAUUGCACAGGAGCUGGUUUUCAGCAAACCCUGGGUUCAGGCUCCCGGAAAGACUCUGUCCCCCAAGUCCUGCUUCCUGAAGAAGAAAAAAUCAUUAUUGAGGAAACGCGAAGCAACGGUCAAACUAUCACAGAGGAGAAAAGCCUUGUGGAUACAGUCUAUGCUUUGAAGGAUGAGGUCAAAGAACUAAAGCAGGAGAAUAAAAGGAUGAAGCAAUGCUUGGAAGAAGAAUUGAAAUCCAGGAAAGAUUUGGAGAAACUAGUCCGGAGGCUGUUAAAGCAGACUGACGAAUGUGUUCGGGAAGAAGCCGGCCGCAGGUCUUCGGUUCUGGCUUGAUUUCUGAACAGUGCUGCGAGCAGCUUGCAUGCAACUUCAGGUUUUCUGGAGAGGUUGAACUCUGAUUCCUCUUGCUCCUUAUAUUGGAUUUUGUUUUUGUUUUUUGUUUUUUAUUCUGAACAAGAGAAGGAAGGUGACGGCUCUGUUAACCAGUUUCCCCAUCUAGUAGGUUAGAAUUUACAGGUCACAAACAGUCAAACACGUUUCUGCUGGGAAGGCUGAGCUUUGGCUUGUGAAUCAUAAUAACUCUUUUACAAGCUCCCAAUACCUCAUUGUCCUACCUUCUUGGAAUGCGGAUUUUGCAACCAACCAAUAGCCAUCCAGAAAGAAGUUUGCUGAGCAGAAACUUCAGAGGAAAUUCAAACUCAUUUUUCUUCUAAAUUUUUUUUCUUUUUGAAUGCCUGUUACUUAAUUUAUUUGUAUUGGAGGAAAAAACAUGGUUUCAGGAAUUGUAAUCAGGUAAAAAGCCAAAGGUGGCGUGCACUUCUUUGGGAUGUGGGUGGGGGGGAGAUAAUCAGGGAAACAGGUUAUGUUUUCCCCACUUAACACAGAAUUUUUGUUUUCCGUGCCUGAGACAGAAAGAGAGCACAUGUGCACAGCAAUACAAUGGCUUCCUGUGUGGCCUUUCUACAAGUGCAGAUGUGCAAUAGGAAAUGUUGCAUGUUGCAUUUAUUUCUUGCUGGGGAAGCUGAUUUAGAGAUGCCCUCAUUCGCACACGGGGAGAUUGCACUGAUCUCUCAGCAUCAGCAAGCUGACCCCUACCCUUGUGUGUGUGUUUUCCCAUUCCCUUCAGGAUUUUGUCCCUCUGUUGUGUUUUCACUAGCAAACUAUAGGGCCUGGCAUGCACAAACUGUGACACAAAAAGCCACCCAGCAAGCUAGGUUAUAAAGCCCCUUGAGGAGGUGUGAUUCAGUUUCCUGCCUUUGCUGCUUAUUGGGGCUGCGGAAGCAUGCAUGCAUGUGCCCAUGUGUGCAUCAAGCAUCUGGCUGCAUUCUGUGUGGCAAGACACAAACUGCACAACCCCCAUGUAGUAGGAUGGCUUUUUAUCUAGCCCUUUCCCCCUUCUGCAGCACAUUUUUCGUGCCUGAGUGGAAUAUAAAUUCACCUUGGCUAGGAUAUGUUUGUUUCCCUCUGUAUGUGUGUGUGUGUGUGUUGUUGGUUGGUUGGUUUUAAGGCUGACCAAUUUUUAAUCUUUUGUUGGAGCAAAAAAGUGCCCCCAGAUUAAUCGAGUCGCCGAUUGAGGUCUUCUUGUUCAGUCUUGCUUACUCGGAUCAGCAGCAGCCAUCAGGCAGAGGAGAAUCUUUCCUAACACCUGCUGUUUGAGAUCAUUUAAAGGGAGAUGUGAGGGGCUGAAUCUGGAGCCGUCCGUAUGCAAAGCACAUGCUGUGCCACAGAGCUGAACUCCACCCCUCUCCCUGAACAGGGAAUUCCUCUUUUAAAAUGGCGCCUGCCAAAGCAUGGGCAUGCAUGAGCUAAGAAAACUGUCUUCAAAACAAUAGUUUUAUUCCUAUUCAGAUUUAUGCAUAUUCAGUUGCUCAGUUAAUCAACAUUGACAGGUUUCAUCAGCUGAAAUUCCUUUUAAUUGGUUAAUGAGCCUGAGUGUUUUGAUUUCUUCAAAAGAAUUUUUGCGGAUCCCUUUAUUGUGGCAACAGCUGCUGAAUGUUAAUUAGAAAAGGACUGUCCAAAAAAGAUUUCUCUUUUUAACCUAGGAAAAAAUGCUCUGAUAUCAUAAAGAAAAAAUAUUUCAGAUAUUUGCAUUUGUGUAGAGAAUGCUAUGCAAGCUAAAUGAAUGUUCCCUGAGUGUUCCAUCUUGGAGAAGAAGAAAGUAUAAGUUCCUUUCCAAGUGUGGUCAGGGCAGGAUAGGAGACCUGCACUAAAUCCAGCGAAGAAUUUGAUUCUUUUUCUGUGUAUGUGUUGAUAAGGAAAAUCUGAGUUUACCUUAACGGUGGGAAAAUCCAACCAUUCUGCCUAUAAUAGUUUUGACCUGUGUGUUACACUUCCAUCCAGUUUCUCCAAAAGGCAUUAGUAAUGCCUUUAUUUUAUUUUUGCUGGCUUAGUUAUAGUUCUUCAAUAGCUGUAAAGAGAGAACCACCGCAAAAAUACAGUACCAAGCCUGGAACUGUGGUUAAAUGGGUUGCUGCAGCAGCUGAAACUGGCUUUCUUGACCAUCCAGAUUCAGUUCUUAGCAGGAAUAGCCAACUGCAGGGACACUGUUGGUGUGCUGUGCAAGAGAGAGUGGUUUUGCUGGCGAGGCAAAGUGCAUCUCAAUGCUUUGCCCCAUCUAGAUGCAUUAGAAGGGAAAGAAAGGUGGAGGGCCUUAUGCCACUGAAAGGCAGGGAAAGGCUUGGCAAAGAGGAGGGUUGCAUGGUAUCCCAGAGAAAGAUGGCUAGAUCAGGGUUUGUUGAGAGGUGUGUUGGGAAGGAUGCAAGCUGGAGACAGCAGUAUAGACUCUCUGGCCGCUGCCAGAUCUCACGGGGGAGCGCUUUUGUCUUGCUUGCAUCUUGUUGAAAGCAAGCCUGAAACGAUAGAUGUACAUGACAGCCAUUCCUGCAGCAUCUGUACCAGGGACUGGGGAGGGGAGUGUUCCCUUUGUGAUGUCAUGAGGGCCAGCCAGUCAGCCAGCUUCUGGAGAGGAGCAGGUACAUCUGGACUCAACACAGGUCACCUUCAGAGCAGCCUCAGAGCUCUAAAAAUGGGUCUGUACUCACAAACAUGCCCUGUUAGUCUGUGGCAGAACCCCUGCUACCAAUUGGGUGCAGGUUCUCCAAGGAAUUAAACAGAGUCUUCCCCAGCGAUAUCCAAACUGUCUUGGCACACAGCAGGGGAAAUGUUGCUGGCAUGCCGUGAAAAAGUGGAAGGCACCAUGCAGCACUGGUGCUAUCCUGUCUCUCUGCCAGGAUUCCAAAGGAGAGUAAGCCAGGGCCUGGGAAUAGGACAGGCAUUGCUGGGCUUCUGCCAAAACCCAGGUUCUUGAAAGGGCCUACUGCUGUGUAUUUCCCUGUCUUCUCUCUGUAUGGCAAUAGAGGUGACUUGGAAGGGGUGCCCCAGGAAGUAUUAGGCCAGCCUACCGCUCCUCUCUUCUGUCAGGUAGAGGGUGCGCAGAAGUGGCUGCUGCAGGCCACUGUUCCUUCCCUUCACAAGUUGGCCUCCCAGAGGAGGAGGGCUGGUGUGUGGAUGGUAACUGCAGCUGCAACUUGCCUGACACCUCUUUUUGAGUCAUGGCCAUGCCUAGAGGGGUGAAGGUGGACCACCUGGGGAUAAUCUUGAUUUGGGCUGCAGUUGCCAAGAGGAUACCAGCCUGCAGUUGCAAGAGCUGAUUGUGGAAAUAUGCAUGCAUCUCCAGAACUGGGGCUUGGCUGUGUAAAGUGUGGAGAACGCAGGUCUGGCUGUCCAAACGAAGCACUUGCUUGUUAAUGUACGCACCUCAGGUUAUACAUUGUGUAAAAAAAAAUGGAGGAUGAGGAGGAUGUGCAGCUAUCCUAAAGGAACAGAAGCCAUGUGAAACUGAUUGCAGUGUUCCCAUAGUAUAUUCUUUGUUUACAGCCCUUUGUAAAUGUGCCCCCAUUAUGCCUCUUUUCUUCCCCUUUUACUCCCAGUUUUAUUUCUAAUCAUUUAAGGUUUUAUUUACUGUUAUGACAACUGAUGCAAGUUAAACUUUUUCUAACCUGUUUUUAUUUUGAGCAAUUUUUUUAUUGUGGUUUUCAACAAAAUAAAGAAGGUUUUUAA